AUGGAAAAACUGAAUAUAUUUUACAUAAGAGUGCGGAUUACUCGCAACGGCGUUCCUGGGAGCCGCGGCGGCGGCGGGGAAGAACUUUGCAGAAACUAGCACCGAUUCUGUCGUAUUCUAUCCCCGAUUCUUCUUCUUCCUUGUCUGCUCUCACCUGUGACUGAUUUUGGUUCGGAUCCCUCUUGAAGAAGAAGACCGUCAGUGACAAUUUCUUAGGUCUCCGAUGGACUUCACGUUCUCUUGAGGUUUCGAAUCGAAUUCUAAUUCGUUCUUUUUCACGUCACGUAACAGCAGCGGUUUUGGUAAUUGAAAACUCUGGAUCUUAAUAUCGAUUCUGAUUUGUGCGUUUGCUUAUCUUAAUGGAUUCAAGUGUUGCUAUCGCUACUGUAAUUCUAAGUAUCAGCUUGAUUUUGAGCCGUGUCCUUUACGUUAUAUAUUGGAGUGGUAGACCUAUUCGAAACAAAAGCUUGGGGCCUGUUAGUACCCUCAUUGUUUUAGGCUCAGGGGGUCACACGGCGGAGAUGCUCAAUGUUUUGUCUGUGCUGCAGAAGGACUUGUUUUCUCCGAGAUUCUACAUCGCUGCUGCUACAGAUAACAUGAGUCUUCAAAAAGCUCGUACAUAUGAAAACCAACUGGCGGAUAAGACCGGGGCUGAGGUAGACAAGAUUGCACAAUUUAUGCAGAUUUACCGGAGUAGGGAAGUAGGCCAAUCAUAUUUCACUUCUGUAUGGACGACUUUAGUUGCCAUAAUGCACGCACUCUGGCUAAUGCUUAAACUUAGACCUCAAGUGAUUCUCUGCAAUGGCCCCGGUACCUGUAUUCCGCUAUGCGUAAUUGCAUUCUUAUUUAAGGUUGUGGGGAUUAGAUGGUCUUCAAUUUUUUAUGUGGAAAGCAUUGCAAGAGUGAAGAGAUUAUCAUUAAGUGGCUUGAUUUUGUACAAGUUAUACAUGGCUGAUCAGUUUUUCGUGCAAUGGCCACAACUACAGACGAAAUAUCCAUGUGCUCACUACGUCGGUUGUCUCAUGUAGUUGAUGAUGGAUUUCCAUACAGAUAAGUAUAACUUUCUGGCUCCUGCAGCUAAAAUCUUGUCUGAAUUUGUCACAUGCAGUUUUGAAAUCUAACUUAUGGGGGGAAAAUAUGUCAAAUUUUUUCAACUGUUUUGACAAAGUUAUGUUUGUUUUUGGGAUAUAGAUUUUUCAACAUGGAUAGUAAUACACUCUUUCAUGAAGUGCUGUAUUAGUAAUUUUUUUUUUUCCAAUUCCUUUGUAACUCUGAGAACAAGAUGUUUUAUGGAGUUAUGAUAAGUUGUUAAUGGCCAGAGAUGGGUCAUUUAUGUCCCCUUUGCAUCU
Molecule: messenger RNA, 1349 nt
Organism: Momordica charantia (bitter melon)
Lineage: Eukaryota; Viridiplantae; Streptophyta; Magnoliopsida; Cucurbitales; Cucurbitaceae
Product: UDP-N-acetylglucosamine transferase subunit ALG14-like protein
Biological process (GO): dolichol-linked oligosaccharide biosynthetic process
Cellular component (GO): UDP-N-acetylglucosamine transferase complex
Molecular function (GO): N-acetylglucosaminyldiphosphodolichol N-acetylglucosaminyltransferase activity
Source: RefSeq, a predicted model, not a curated record